Messenger RNA from Acanthosepion pharaonis, 2556 nucleotides. Lineage: Eukaryota; Metazoa; Mollusca; Cephalopoda; Sepiida; Sepiidae. The record is from the annotation of a GenBank genome assembly.
AUGAUUUUUCUUUUUGCCGCGUCUCGGCGAAAAUCGGCUUUCUUUCUUCCUUUUUUUUUUUUUCCUUCCUGGGAAGAUCUUUCCUUAUUUUUUCCACGUCUUUCUUUUCCUUUCUUUCCUUCCUUCCUUCCUUCCUUUCUUUUUCUUUUCCUUCCUUCCUUCCUUCCUUCCUUCCUUCUUUUUCUUCCUUCCUUCCUUCUUUCCAAAAUUUUCCCUUUUUCCUUUUUCUUUCCUUCCUUCCUUCCUUUUCCUUCCUUCUUUCCUUCCUUCCUUUCUUCUUUUCUUCCUUCCUUCCUUUUCUUUCUUCCUUCCUUUUUUCCUUUCUUCCUUCCUUCCUUUCUUUCUUUCCUUCCUUCUUUCUUUUCCUUCCUUCCUUCCUUCCUUCCUUCCUUCCUUUUCCUUCCUUCCUUCCUUCCUUCCUUCCUUCCUUCCUUUUCCUUCCUUCCUUCCUUUUUCCUUCCUUCCUUCCUUUUCUUUUUCCUUCUUUCCUUCUUUCCUUCUUUCCUUCUUUCCUUCCUUCUUUCUUUUCCUUCCUUCCUUCCUUCCUUCCUUCCUUCCUUUUCCUUUUUUUCCUUCCUUCCUUCCUUCCUUCCUUCCUUUCCUUCUUUCCUUCCUUUUUUCCUUUCUUCCUUCCUUCUUUUUUCUUUCUUCUUUUUUCUUCCUUCCUUCCUUCCUUCCUUCCUUCCUUCCUUCCUUCCUUUCCUUCAUUCCUUUUCUUCCUUCCUUCCUUCCUUCCUUCCUUUCCUUCCUUCCUUCCUUCCUUCCUUCUUUUCUUCCUUCCUUCCUUCCUUCCUUCCUUCCUUCCUUUUUUCUUUCUUCCUUCCUUCUUCUUCUUUCCUUCCUUCCUUCCUUCCUUCCUUCCUUCCUUCCUUCCUUCCUUCCUUCCUUCCUUCUUUUUCUUUCUUUCUUUCCUUCCUUCCUUCCUUUCUUCCUUCCUUCCUUCCUUCCUUCCUUUUUCCUUCCUUUUCUUUCUUUCCUUCUUCCUCCUUCCUUCCUUCCUUCCUUUUUCCUUUUUCCUUCUUCCUUCCUUCCUUCUUCCUUUCUUUCCUUCCUUCUUUCCUUCCUUCCUUCCUUUCUUUCCUUUUUUUCUUCCUUUCUUUCCUUUCUUCCUUCUUUCCUUCCUUCCUUUUUUUUCUUUCUUCCUUUCUUCCUUCCUUCCUUUUUCCUUCCUUCUUCCUUCCUUCCUUCCUUCCUUCCUUUUCUUUCUUUCUUCCUUCCUUCCUUCCUUCCUUUUUUUCCUUCCUUCCUUCCUUUUCCUUCCUUUUCCUUCCUUCCUUUCUUUCUUCCUUCCUUCCUUUUUUUUUUUUCCUUUCUUUCCUUCCUUCCUUCCUUCCUUCCUUUUUUCUUCUUCUUUCUUCCUUCCUUUUUUUUUUUCCUUCCUUUUUUUUUCCUUCCUUCCUUCCUUCCUUCCUUCCUUUCCUUUUUUCCUUCCUUUUUUCUUUCUUUCUUUCCUUUUUUUUUUCCUUCUUUCCUUCCUUCCUUCCUUUCCUUCCUUUUCUUCCUUUUCUUUUUUCUUUUUUCCUUCCUUCCUUCCUUUUCUUUUUUUCCUUCCUUCCUUUCCUUCCUUUCCUUCCUUCUUUUCUUCCCUUUCUUCCUUUCUUUCUUUCCUUCCUUCCUUCCUUCCUUCCUUUUUUUUUCCUUCCUUCCUUUUUCUUUCCUUCCUUCCUUCCUUCCUUCCUUCUUUCCUUCCUUCUUUCCUUCCUCCUUUCCUUCCUUUUUUCCUUCCUUUUCCUUCCUUCCUUCCUUCCUUCCUUUCCUUCCUUUUUUCUUCCUUCCUUUCCUUCUUCCUUUUUUUUCCUUUUCCUUUUUUUUUCCUUCCUUCCUUCCUUCCUUCUUCCUUUUUCCUUUCCUUCCUUCCUUCCUUUCCUUUCUUCCUUUCCUUUUCCUUUCCUUCCUUCCUUUCUUUCCUUUUUCUUUCCUUCCUUUUUCUUCUUCCUUUUUCCUUCCUUUUUUUCCUUCCUUUUUUUCCUUCUUCCUUCUUUCCUUUUUUUUUUUUCCUUCCUUUCCUUCCUUCCUUUCUUCCUUCCUUCCUUCUUCCUUUUUUUUUUUUCUUUCCUUCCUUCUUUCUUUUUUUUUCCUUCCUUCCUUCUUUUUUUUUUCCUUUCCUUCUUUCCUUCUUUCCUUCCUUCCUUCCUUCCUUCUUUCCUUCCUUUUUUCUUUCUUUUCUUUCCUUCCUUCCUUCCUUUCCUUCCUUCUUUUUUUUUUCCUUCCUUCCUUUCUUUUUUUCCUUCCUUCCUUCCUUUUUUUCCUUCCUUCUUUUUUUUUUUUUCUUUCCUUUCUUCCUUCCUUUUUUCCUUAAAUUUCCUUUUUUUCCUUUUUUCCUUCCUUCCUUUUUUUCUUCCUUUCCUUCUUUUUUCAUUCUUUCCUUUUCCAUCCUUCCUUCAAUUCCUUCCUUCCUUCCUUUCCUUCUCUUCUUCCUUCUUCCUUCCUCCUUUUCCUUUUCUUUUCUUUCUUUCUUCCAUCCUUUCUUUCUUCCUUCCUUUCUUUCCUUCCUUCCUUCUUUCUUUCCUAUCUCUUUUCAUCCAAUCCUUCAAUCCUUUUCCUUCCUUCCUUUAA